Sycon ciliatum is the source of this 5533-nucleotide messenger RNA. RefSeq lists its product as uncharacterized. The coding region runs from base 967 to 4578 and encodes 1203 amino acids. Lineage: Eukaryota; Metazoa; Porifera; Calcarea; Leucosolenida; Sycettidae. Gene Ontology annotation, cellular component: microtubule cytoskeleton. The transcript has 20 exons. Gene Ontology annotation, molecular function: protein-glycine ligase activity, initiating. The record is from RefSeq and is a predicted model, not a curated record. Gene Ontology annotation, biological process: protein polyglycylation.
CCGUUACUGACGACGAAAACACACUCCGUGUCACGAAAAUUGAAUUGAAAACUGGACCGAGCAAGGUUUGGUUUUGCAAGGGAACUACUGACUUCCAACGCCGGCUCGGUCGCAUGUAACUCCGUGAGUGUGAGUUGUAACGGCCAAUGAUUAUGUUCCGACUGGUUGUUGCAUGGUAUAGCGGCGUUCGGUUCCACGCAAAGAUUGCUUGUAAGGCUGCCUGAUCAGUCAUCGCGUGUAAUGAUCGAGUGAGUGCUAGUGUAGUAGUGGCUGAACCGCGGAACGACGUACCUAAGAAUACUUGAUGCACCGAGACAGCCUAGCUUGGUUCGAGACUGAACUGAAGGAGACAUCGAGAGAGGUAGGAGUGAAUGUGACGAUUGCUUACAAAUAUACUCCACCAAUCAACCGAAUCAACAAGCUGAGCUUCUGCCUCGCGACUGCCCUUACAGUUACAUGACAGCGAUCAACGAGCAGCCCUAGCCCUGGCGAUACUGUGCUACACCGUACACGAGUCCAGACUGAGGUGUUGUGGGAGAAGCAGACCGUACCUGAGCUGCGUGCGUUUACAACUGAUGAUGAAGCAUCGCACUUACGGCCCUAGCCUGGCCUAGGCUAUACAACAGCUGGUAGUACUACAGUCCGCUGGAGUUCACCGGUCAUAGUCCAUCAAGAGUAACAAACAAGACGUUAACGUUAGCUCUCCCUCCACUUACAAAGUUAGUUGAAACUUGAAGUCACUGUUCCCAGUACCAGCAAAGAUACCAGACCAGCAGUGACAAAUCAUCCUGGUUGAUUGCUAGAAUGUAGUUAUUGUGAUCAGUAACCCUGCAAGCUGAAUACCCAAACACACGCUGGCACACAUGCACACACACACACAUGCAGUAUGCUGCAUUGAAUCACUACACUGAUUUACCGGCAUUCUAGAUCUCUUCAACCAGCGGAUGGUCAAUCUGUACAUCGACCAUGCUAGCUGAGCCGCAGCCGGCGUCAGCGCAAAGCCGUCCAGAGAUGAUGGACAACCCGAAUCUGACGUUCAGCCCGCAGAUCAACGAGCACAGCCGGCGCCUGGCCUCGGCAUCUGCACGCCGUUCCAGCAGUCGCAUAUCGGAGGCAUUCGCCAGUGUCACUAUGUCCACCUCCCCUGUAAUCAACACUGCCAGUGGUGCCCUUGUGGCAUCGGCUCAGGAAUCGGAGGCCGGCAGUGCAACUGAGAACAUGUGCACACGUGAUGUAGCUGCUGCCUCCUCUUCUGGUGCGGACAAUAUCUCUGGCUCUCAGGACAACGUGAACACGGAAGAACAGGUUGAAGCACCAUCCAACGGGGCACCCAACGGAACACCAGCGCCGGGUUGUGCCGUGACGAACGCCGCGCUCAAGCCAAAGCUGCCACCGCUACACUUGCAUAAAGAACCUCGAAAAUUCAGUUUUGAUUCACAGCUGACGUUUGCACCGCGGAUCAACCAGAACAGCCUGCGCAUCCUUGCCAACAGCAACAGAGACCAAGUAGGCUUAGUGGAGCGCCUCACAACACAGCGUCCCAUUGAUCCGGAUAAAAUUGUCAAGCCACUGACAUUCCGACCCGAGGUCAGCAAACGUAGCAUGCAGAUGGCGGAGAAGCUAACCAGUACUUUCCUAAGUCGCCAGCAGGCAGUCGUCGAGAAGCGGAACCAGCUGAUUCCACAGGGGAAAGCAAACAUGAUCGGCCAAAACAGAAGGUCGGACAAGCCGGAUCAGGCAAAACUAGCGGCGAAGAGACUCCCCACCAAGCUUGGAUCAAUGGCAAUCGCCGCCAUAAACCUGCCAGUGAAGCUGUCAGUCGCCCGCAAGCUUGCCUUCAGUCGUCACCACAACCUACAUGCAGACAACACUGCUGCGAAUGACAAGGCAACAGCAACUAAAUCGCAGAACAGCAUGACUACAACGUCUAUACCUGCAGCAGCAGCAGCGGCAACAACAUCUGAACACAAAGUUGCACAGCAGAGAAGUCAAAAAAGUAAUAUGUCUCCCGUAAAGCCGCCAGUAGCAGGAAAGCAAACCAUGAAGACACCGACGAUAAAAACUUCUCCAGUAAAGGCAUUAUUCCGGAAGAAUAGCUCUUCGUCUUCGUCUUCAGUAGAUAGCAAGUCCAAGGUCAAUGAUCAUGACAAAGGAUCUGUGGAAGUUACGGAAAUGACGGUGACGGUGGGUUCCUUGGACACACACCUGCUUCUGAACUUAAAUAGUGCUGCCAAGGACCAUGCUGGCGUGUCUGCAGUAGAUGAGACUACCACCUCUGUAGCCGCUGCAGGCAAAAUGGCACGGGUUAAAACUCCUGUCAAUGCCACCGGGGAAGACGCAACACCAGCCAGCGAUCAAAAAAGCGAUGAUGGCGGCUCGGGCGACUCUGACAGUGCAUGCCGUCCCAGUUCGCCAAGCAAGGCGGUGCACAAGAAGACGCUGAAGAAAGCAGCACCUGCAUUGCCGGGCCAUAUGGACAUUGAUCGUGUGAAACGUGUCAAAGCCAGAGCUGCACAAGCAUUGAAGCAAAAACGAAUAUUCACCAUCUAUGGCCCAUACCCAAUGGUACGCUAUGCUCUGAGGAAACGAGGCUGGAUUGAGUUUGAGUACAAGAUUCCCAAGGGCAUCCUGGCAAACCGGCAGCGCAAGAAGCGCAAAAAGAAGCCACCCGCAAUCCAGACGAGUCCCGAGAAGAAUGUGUCGACCACAACCACCGGUGUUAGCGGUGGAGAAGCAAAGAGCAAGAAGGCGGAUCAGUCUGCAGAGGCCGGCAGCAGUGAUAGCGAUGAUGGUGACAGUGGUGAUGAUGGUGGUGACAGUCCCGCUGAUGCGGACCAGCCAGAGCCGUGUCCUCGCCUGCUUGGCUAUGAGCCAAUGAGCAAGACAGAGGAAGAAGAGUGGGGAAUGCUGUCCCGUGCCGUGCGCAACGAACAUCCGCAUUUCAUUUGGACCAUGAUGAAAGAGGACAUUGACUUCAAGAUGCUCUAUAAGGACCAGUAUAUCAAUCAUUUCCGUGAAGGACAUGCUUUCACCACCAAGGUUGGUAUUUGUAAGAAUCUCCGGCAGCUGAGCUGGUCUUGUCAGCAGAAUUCCGAUGAGUUCUUCCCACGGUGCUACGUUCUCAGCUCCAAGGACGACCGCGACGAGUUUGUAGAUAACUAUCGACUGACAGCUGCCGCGUCCAUCCUGAAGUCGUUCUGCAGCGGUCGCAAUGCUGCCGACCAGACCUGGGCCAGCACCAGCUUUGCUAAGAGACGCCAGCAGGAGAGGCGCGCCGGCCGACGCAAGAAACGAGUGAGUAACGAGUCCUGCAAUGCCGGUGUUAGCCCUAGUGCCAGUGAUGCUGCUGCUGCUGACGGUGCCGAUACCAGCUCAUCAAGCAAUUCCAGUCCUGACUCCUCACCCAAUGUUCCACGCAAGUGUGCAAGUAAACUGGACAGCAGUAACAGUGACACUGGCCUUCACACCACCGCGUCCUCCACUAGCGUUCUCCGUGCUGACCUGGACUCCGAUGGGCGGCCCCGUGCCGAGGAGAGGGCUGUCCGGCUUGCCGUGGAGGCUUGUGAGCUGUUCCUCUGCCAGCAAGAACAUGAUGACAUUGAUGAAGAAAAGGAUAAUAAACUGUCCGAUGCUGAGUGGGACUAUGUCAUCGGACAAUUCUAUCUCAUAUGUCACUACAAUGCCCUGCUGGAGGACGUGUCUGUGGAGUUGGAGCAGCGGGCAACACAAGCCCUGGACCAGAUGAAGGAGAUCUUACCACAACUCCAUUCGGACGGGAUAAGGAACAUCUGGAUUGUAAAGCCUGGGGCACAGUCGCGUGGCAGAGGUAUCGUGUGCAUGGACCGUCUGGACAAGAUCCUCUCACUGGUCAACAGCAACACCAUCAUGAAGGAGAGCAAAUGGGUCGUGCAGAAAUACAUCGAACGUCCAAUGCUCAUCCACGGCACCAAGUUUGACAUUCGCCAGUGGUUCCUGGUGACUGACUGGAACCCACUCACACUCUGGUUCUACAAGUCCAGCUAUCUGCGCUUCUGUGGCCAGCAGUUCACCUUGCUCGACUUAUCCGCUGGUGUACACCUCGCUAACAACGCGAUCCAGCGGCACCUACAGGUAGACAACAAGCGAUCACCUGACCUGCCUGAUGACAACAUGUGGUCCAGCGACCAGUUCAAGCAAUACCUGACUGAGAAUAGCCAGGGCGACAAGUGGGACUCAAUCUACACAGGCAUGAAAGAUGCAAUCAUCGGCACGCUUCUCUCCAUGCAGGACAUUGUCGAGUGCAGGAAGCAUUCCUUUGAACUGUUCGGUGCCGACUUCAUGCUAACUGAAGACUAUCGCCCAUGGCUGAUUGAGAUCAACUGCAGUCCGGCACUAUCAGCCACUACACACGUCACCGGCAAGCUAUGUGCUGCAGUCGUGGAGGACACAAUGAAAGUGGUGCUGGAUCGCAGAUGGAACAAGAAAGCGGACACGGGUGACUUUGAGCUGGCUUUCCGGCGGCCGUCAAUAUCAAUGCCAUCCUACGUUGGCGCGCAGUUGACAGUGGAAGGACAUCACAUGAAACUACAGCGCCAGUAGCCACCACAACAGGCAUGAUAUAAUUAUGUGGCUGGUGGGCGACUGGAGCCUAAGCCCGCUGCCCACACAUGCCUAGAACACCCAGUACAUGUACAGGUGCGUGCUGCACGCCCAGGACAACGGUUGCGAUACGCAUUGUACAUGUGCGUGCUGCACGCCCAGGACAACGGUUGCGUUACGCAUUUGCACUUGUCCUGGACAGCCAGUCUGCGUGCAAUUGCGUGUUGCAAUGCGCACCAUCGAGGAGUUUUCAGCCUUCACUUCCACGUCGUCAUACUGGCAACCCAUGCACUGUCUGGUGCAGUGCACCUGGUCUGCAUGUACAGUAGCUACUAGUACUAGUACCGGUUCAUCUACAACGUUACAUCACCGUCUUGAAUCUGACAGAACACUGCUUGAAAAAGUCUACAGUACGUUGCCUUAACUCUAACCAAAACGUGCACCCAAAGAACUUGACGUACACCUUUCUUUCUUUCUUUUAUCGAACCACGAUCCCUGUAACCCGAUAUCACACGUAUAACCGCUGAUUCCAAUUCUAAAAGUAGUCUAGUUACCGAUUCCCGUUCAGAUGCAUUGAUUUUCUCCCGCAGUAGCUACCUACUAACUUAUGUCCAGGAAGUAUUACCAGUCCCUAUUACUACCAUUAGCCACAGAGAAUAUCCAACACUACAGCUAGGAAAAUAACAGACUGGCGAAAACAAGUACAAUGCAUUGUGUGUUUCGUAUAACCUUCUAUUUCUUGUCUCAGAAAUUUGCCAACAAUCGGUCGUGUUCAAGCUUAUCUCUUCAGAGCAAUUGUACACUGCCCCACAGGUCUAGACGCCCAGCAUCAUGAUAGUGUUUUCUAUUGCAUGGAUUACAGUAACAGUGCAUCGCCCACUGUAGCCGGAACCACUAGCUGUACAGUGUACAGUGUACUGAUCUUGUAUGCCAAUCACUAUGUACUAGUACAUGA